UACACCACGCGUCCCCUUGCUUCCUUCAUUCCACCGCCAGAUUCCUUUCAAGAAUCUGUUUCUUCUUCUUCUUUCUAUUCUGAAAGCAGCUUAAAAUUGAUAUCGUCGCAAUACCAGAUCUUCCUUGUUUCCAUUCCAAAGGUUUUAUGACAGUUUCAAGACUUCAGUAAAAGGUGCAUCAGCUGAACGAUAAUACGUUUUUAGUAUAGAAUGGAAGAUGGAUUUUCAAGCUUCUGGGGUCCUGUCACAUCCACCGAUCGGUGUGAGAAAAACUAUGUUCACUCAUCUUAUAUUGCGGAGUUUUUCAACACUAUAUCCAAUGUCCCGGGCAUUCUUUUAGCACUCAUUGGCCUUAUAAAUGCCUUAAGACAACGAUUUGAGAAGAGGUUUAGUGUCCUUCACAUAUCUAACAUGAUACUCUCCAUUGGGAGCAUGCUAUACCACUCCACACUGCAACGUGUGCAACAGCAAGGUGAUGAAACUCCAAUGGUGUGGGAAGUACUUCUAUAUUUUUACAUCCUCUACUCACCGGAUUGGCACUAUCAGAGUACAAUGCCUACUUUCCUGUUCUUUUACGGAGUAGGAUUUGCAGUAGUCCAUGCGCUCUUCCGUUUUGGAUUUGGCUUUAAGUUGCAUUAUGCCAUUCUUUGCCUUAUCUGCAUCCCUCGCAUGUACAAAUACUACAUCUACACGAAAGAUGCCGCUGCAAAACGACUCGCAAAGUUAUAUAUAGCAACUUUGCUCCUGGGAAGUAUAUGUGGGGUUUCGGACCGGGUAUUCUGCAAGCAGAUAUCUAAUUGGUACUUCAACCCUCAAGGCCAUGCUCUAUGGCAUGUCUUCAUGGGCUUCAAUUCGUAUUUCGCCAACACAUUCCUGAUGUUUUGCCGCGCACAGCAGCGAGAAUGGGAUCCGAAAAUCUUCCACUUCUGGGGUGUUCUCCCUUAUGUCAAGAUUCAAAAACCAAAGAGCCAGUGAAAAAGCUUGCUUGCUGCACAAUCCAAUUCUUUUUUACCCAGAAGAGACGAAUGAAAGAAAACUGUUUUGUGAUUGUCCCAUAUUUUAACAUUCAUAUCCUCUCUUAUUACCUUUAGAACCCUUAGUUUAAUGGCUUUUUAUGGAUUUGGACACUUAGUUUUACAGAAAUUAGUUUAAUGUAUUUGUGAGUGGUAGAAAUAGGGGAAAGAAUUUUGGUCUUCGAGGGGUAUUUUUGUCCAACUUUUUAGAAUUUUAAUUA
Messenger RNA from Hibiscus syriacus, 1234 nucleotides. RefSeq names its product alkaline ceramidase-like. Gene Ontology annotation, biological process: ceramide metabolic process; response to salt stress; defense response to other organism. The record is from RefSeq and is a predicted model, not a curated record. The transcript is spliced from 3 exons. Lineage: Eukaryota; Viridiplantae; Streptophyta; Magnoliopsida; Malvales; Malvaceae. The coding region runs from base 211 to 975 and encodes 254 amino acids. Gene Ontology annotation, cellular component: membrane. Gene Ontology annotation, molecular function: hydrolase activity, acting on carbon-nitrogen (but not peptide) bonds, in linear amides.